AUGACUAGUGUUGCUAUUUCAUUGCUUGGUGUCGACAAACUAACUGACGAAAAUUAUACUAGCUGGAAAAAUACAAUAAAUACUGUCUUGGUCAUCAACAACAUAAAACUUGUCCUAAUGAAGGAUUGUCCUCCAGUCCUUGGACACACUGCAUCACGAAAUGUUCAUGAUGCCUAUGAAAAAUGGAUCAAGGCCAAUGAUAAAGCUCUAGUCUACAUUUUGGCAAGCUUAACUGAAGUCUUGGCCAAAAAGCAUAAGACCACGAUCACUACACCUGAGAUCAUGGAGUCAUUACAUGGGAUGCUUGGACAACAAUCCUCACAACUCAAGCAUGAUGCCUCAAGUUCAUCUUCAACGCUAGGAAGAAUGAGGGAUCAUCUGUUAAGGAACAUGUUCUUAAUAUGA
Messenger RNA from Benincasa hispida (wax gourd), 405 nucleotides. NCBI's taxonomy places the organism in Eukaryota, Viridiplantae, Streptophyta, Magnoliopsida, Cucurbitales, Cucurbitaceae. The record is from RefSeq and is a predicted model, not a curated record.